Molecule: messenger RNA, 2038 nt
Organism: Drosophila novamexicana
Lineage: Eukaryota; Metazoa; Arthropoda; Insecta; Diptera; Drosophilidae
Gene: pon
Exons: 3
Coding region: 86-1810 (574 amino acids)
Source: RefSeq, a predicted model, not a curated record
CGCUUAAGACGUACAAUUGGCUUUUGUGUACAUUUAUUGUUUGUGUGCUUAUAAGUUAAUUGAAUUGCAUUCGAAGCUGACAAAAAUGCUGGAAACCAAGAGCAUCUCUGCUUUGGCAUUCAACGAGACGCCGCGCAAACGCAAACGAGAAACUGGCUGUGCCCCGUUGCCGCCACCCUUAAAAAGCGAAGUGGCAGCUGCUGUUGCAGCUAGUGCGUCGUCAUGCUUCACCAACGCUGCAUUUAGCUCAACGCCAAAGAAACUUGUCGGGCGUCGUCGUCUGCUCAAAGAGAAUGAGAGCCUAAAUCCGUUUAUUAAUCAGCCUGGACUGGAAAUCAAAUCUAUUGCGGACUUAUCGGUCGUGCAGCAGCAGAAGGAACAGCAACGACAGCAGCAGAAGCUACCAGUCAAUCCCUUUGAGGUUGUGCGUCAGCCCUCCAAGAAAAAGAAGCGCGAGCACGCCUGCUUUGAGAAUCCGGGCCUCAAUCUUGAGCUACCCGAGCGCCAGUUCAAUCCCUACGAGGUGGUACGUAGCGUUGCCACGCCCACCAAGUGCUUUGUCAACGAGGCGCUCAAUUUGCGCGGCAGCGAUGCGCCCGCCUCGCUGAAUCCCUUUGAGAUACAUCGUCGCAGCGAUAUCUCGACUGCAGCUAGCAAUCCGUCGGGCGUUGCCAAUCCCGCACUGGCCGAUGAGCCGCUGCCGACCAGCUUGAAAAUCGGGCUACCAUUCACGCCCACACUGGGCUGCCGCAUUGAUUUCCAUGGCAUGUCGCUGGCGCAGCUGACGCCCAGCAAGCUGCUGGCCGAAAAGCUGGUCUUCUCGCCCGUGCUACCGCCGGCUAAACAGUCGCUGGGUGCCAUCAGCGAGGAGAGCAGCAGCAUGGACAUUGGCAAGGAACUGGAUCGUUAUCAGCUGGAGCUGGAGAACAGCAUUAACGAGGCCAAGCUGCGCAAGAAUGGCGUUGUGCUGGAGACAACACAGACGGAUUUGGAGGUGGUGCUGGAGCAGAAACCGUCGCUAGAGUUGGAACAACGCGUUGUGUGCACGCGCAGACACACUCUGACCGAGAUCAUGGAGGCGCCGGAGGAGCCAGUGCAGCAGGAGCCUCAGCCGCCUCAGCUAGCAAUUGUCGAACAGGCGCUGCCAGCCCAGCCGCCAGUUGUCGAGCAGGAGCCCAAUCACACAACUGUCGAGCAGGAGCUUGAAAACGGCGAUGUGGCAUAUGCUUCCGAAUCCGAACCGGAGGAGGAGAAUGAUAUUGAGCUGGACUUCAAGGCGCCGGCAAGGUUUGUGCGCGCCUAUCGCCCGGCAGCAACAGUUGCCGGCAGCAAAGAAUCGCUGCAUUCGAUAGCAUCCAGCAAAUCGGCCAAAUCUGUGGACCUGCGUGCCAGCAGUGCGGGCCAUGGCGUCAGAAACAUGAUACGCAAAUCCAUACGCAGGCUAAUGCAUCCCAUGCAGCAGCCGCAGCAGCAGCAGCAGCAGCAGCAGGAACAGCCGAUGGAGUCCGCGGAGAAGCCAGCAAUGCAGCCGCACAACAAUAUCAUGAGCAGCAUACGGCACAGCCUGCGCCGACGGCCGCACAAGCCGCAGCCCGUGGAGGAGUACACCCAAGCGGACAUCUCCAUCGUGGAUAGCAGCGAGCGGACAAUGAAGCUGCGCUCCAGCAUACCGCAAACCGAAUAUAUGCGCAUCGAGCAGCUGACCAACGAGAAGAAGCACACGCUGCGCAACAGCAUUCGCCGAUCCACGCGCGACGUGCUCCGUCAUGUGUUCCACAAGAGCCAGGAUGCCUAUGCGACGGCCAAGUGAACGGCGGCAUUUACCUGUGCCCAGGCAUAAAACCUAAGCAAGUUCUUUAGCACCCAAAGAUUGUCUACAAUGCAACCGAACCGAAGUUUGGCUGCGUAUUUUUUUUUUCUUAUUAUUUUAUCUAUUUUAAGCGUAAGUUUUAGCUGGCAGCUACGGCUGAUAGUUCAGAUAUUUUUGGCUGUUUUCAGCAUUGAAUUUAGCUGCUUUUUAAGCUGACUAUUAAAUACC